AUGUCGGAGUCGCGGAAAAACCAUCUGUCCAUAGAUGGAGGGCAGGUGAAAGAAGACGAACACGUCGCAUCUUACAAGCCUAUCCCCGAGUCCGAUGGAGACUUCCGGACAUCAAAAUCCAAUCUCUCCAAGUCAAAGGAGAAGCUUUCUCCUGACGGCGCGGAGGAGAAGCUGCUGCCCAAGGAAGUUGAGGCCAAAAUAGUGACCAGGGUCGACAUGGCAGACGCCAAAUACGUGGUGGAAGACCACAGGAAUGGAGACGCUAAGAUCGAGCUUGAUGCUAACAAACGGCAAUUCUCUGGACUGACCAAGGAGGAACUGCUGAAGUAUGCGGAUGAUCCGUUCUGGGUGAACCUGCGAUGGGCGAUGUUCAUCCUGUUCUGGGCGCUCUGGCUGGCCAUGCUGGCUGGAGCCAUCACCAUCAUCGUGAGGGCACCUAAGUGUGCUGCUCCCGAGCCCAAGACUUGGUUCGAAAAAGGCCUCCUGGUAGACAUGGAAGAUGCUCCCUACGCUGAAAUUGAAGAUGAUCUGCAGUUGCUGGAACACUUCAAGGUGCAAGGAGUAUUCGUGGAUGUACCUACUUAUGACAUCAUAGAUGAGAACCCCAGUGCGUUGGAUAGCUUCAAGCGGUUUGUCAGCAUGGCCAAGACUCAUGGUAUCAAAGUAAUUGUUGAUCUGAUCCCCAACUACGUGCCACUAUCUCACAUGUGGUUCCGUAUGAGUGAGAACAAGACUGAGGGCUACGACAACUACUUCGUGUGGAAGGAAGGCAAGGCCUUCGACGAUGCUGGCAAUAGGAUCCCACCUAACAACUGGGUAUCAACUCUGAACGAGUCAGCGUGGACAUGGAGCGACCAGCGCAACGCGUACUACCUGCACCAAUAUGACGCCUCACAGCCAGAUCUGAACUUCAACAAUGACGAGGUGGUCAAGGAGUUUGAUAACAUUUUAAAACAGUGGAUGAAGGCUGGAGCUGCUGGAGUCAGGCUAAACAAAGUGCGUCAGUUACUAGUGAACGCAACGAUGAAGGACGAGCAGCCGCUGACGGGGCGCGGCAGUGUGCUGGCCGCCGACCACACGUACCACUCGUACUGGCGACACUCGCACACUACGGACCAGCCCAGGAUGAUAGACCUGCUGGCGCGCUGGGCCAACAUUGUUGAUGAGGCUAGCGAGGCGCCUGGCACUGGCUCUUCAGUAUUCACCAUAAACGAAGAAGGUGGUCGUGCAGAGCUAUUCCUCUUAAACAAGAACAUGACGUACCUUCGCCCGCUGGCGUCCCAGCCGCUGACAAUAAACGAGGAUGUCACCACCGCCGCCCUUGAUAUCAACAAGCGGCUCGGCAAAUGGCCUGCUUUGAACUUGAGGACAUUCCCCGACGCACAACCAGAGCUGGUAGCUUUCGAGCUGCUGCUGCCAGCCUCUCCUAUCCUCAACCCUCACCAGCUGGAGAAGGAGGACAAUGAAACUACUACCAGUGAGUCGUUGGCUCACUUCGUGUCGAUGCGCGAGGACGCGAGCAUCCAGCACGGGCAGCACGUGGUGGCGGGCGUGCCGGCCAGGAACUCCUCCACCAACACACUGCUCGCGGUGGCCAGGUGGAAGACCGGCCACACAGGUUACGUGGCGCUGUUCAACCCGACAGAGGACGAACAGCGCGCCAACCUGACUGCAGUGUCGUCUAUACCAGACACUCUCACUCCCCACUUCAUGUCACAUGCUGUAAAGCAUUACACAAAUUAUUCUCUGCACAACGCAGAACCGGCGGACAACUUGUUGGUGCCGCCCAAAUCCUCGGUGGUGUUCUCCUACGUGCCUCUGACAUCGGCAGAGAAUUAA
Molecule: messenger RNA, 1839 nt
Organism: Spodoptera littoralis (African cotton leafworm)
Lineage: Eukaryota; Metazoa; Arthropoda; Insecta; Lepidoptera; Noctuidae
Source: the annotation of a GenBank genome assembly